Ceratitis capitata (Mediterranean fruit fly) is the source of this 3862-nucleotide messenger RNA. It is a transcript of the gene SLC5A11, whose product is annotated as sodium-coupled monocarboxylate transporter 2. Lineage: Eukaryota; Metazoa; Arthropoda; Insecta; Diptera; Tephritidae. The record is from RefSeq and is a predicted model, not a curated record. Gene Ontology annotation, molecular function: symporter activity. The transcript is spliced from 11 exons. Gene Ontology annotation, cellular component: membrane. Bases 1094 to 2947 code for a protein of 617 amino acids. Gene Ontology annotation, biological process: transmembrane transport; sodium ion transport.
GUACACGGUCCAAAGUGGAAAACCUGCUCCCUGCUAGCCCUUGCCUUUGAUACCUUUGGUUAUACACUUUCACUCUCUCUCUCACACUCUUUCUCUCGCACCAGAAAUAUUUCACUGUGGUCUUUGCCCGGCUUUGGCCCACCAUAUGCUUAGUAUAAUUUCAAUUGUUGACGCGAGUGGCUAUUCCAAUUCGUCCAACGUGAAGGUAGUGAGUGAGCGGCAAACUCGCUUCUAUUAUUACUUAUAGCAGAAGUCAAUUUAUUUUCCACGUCGUCGUAGCAGUUGUAGUCUUCUCCCAACCUUCGACUCACACGCGUCGCCUUCUAUCCGCUAACAACAGUUUCCUUCAACAAUUAUUUUGACUUUUGACUUAUUUUGCAGUUUUUUUUUCGUCUUAUUUGAUUUGCAUCUACACAAGUCUGCUGCUAUUUCGUGGUAUUCGUAAUAUUGGAAAAUUUUUCGAACCAAAGUGCAAAACAAAAAUAAUAAAAAUCAAACAACAAGAAUAAACCACAAUCGGUUUGCGCAUGGUAUACUCGUAUGGAAGUGUUGCGUGUUGUUGUUUGUGCACGAGUAUAGUGACUCUGUUGGCUGAUUUUCUCAAAACCAAAAAAUUAUGCUCCCACAUUUGUACAUAUAUGCAUGUGUAUAGGUGUAAAUGCAAAAAUAUAAGAGUGUAUGAGGAAGUGUGUAAUAGCGUCAUUGUCGGCACUUUUAUUUGAAUGCAAUAAAUAGCUUUCUAAAAACUCGGUGAUUAUUGAAACAAAAACAGAAGAAAGUUUUAAGUGAUUAUAUAAAACUGGUUUGUAACAGAAUUAUUUAUAAACUCGCGCGCCGACAACAACGUAAUAUUGACUAAUUUGCAUGCAACUAAAUAUUUAAAUGUAAUAGCUUUUGGCUAGCGUUUAAGUGCAACGAACGAAGUAAUUUUAUUCAAAAACAAAAAACAAAAAAACUAAAUCGCGCUUUUUCACCCGAUCGCUCAGCUGCAUUGUGAAGAACAAAAAAAAAGUAAAUAAAAGAAAAGUACAAAAAUAAAAAAUAAACAACAAGUGCAAAAAAAAGUUUCGUGGUUCAACGUUAUCACAACAAAAUGUCAGACAAGUCCAACAAUUAUGCCGAAUAUUCACAAUUUCAUUUUUAUAUCGCCGAUUAUUGUGUAUUCGUGGCAAUGCUGCUGCUUUCUACAGGCACGGGCAUCUAUUUCGGUUACAUAAGGAAGAAUGUUAAACCAGUUAAGCCUACAAUCAAUUUGGAGACGAACAAACACAAAGAACCAGAUUUCGGUUCUAAAGCAAUGAACGAAUAUUUAUUGGGCUCUAGACGAUUGAAAGUAUUUCCAGUGGCAAUGAGUCUUAUUGCUAGCUACAUUUCCGGUGUGACAAUGCUUGGCGUACCAUCGGAGAUCUACAAUUAUGGCACACAAUAUUGGUUAAUUAUGGUUUCAAUUGUUUUGAUGGCGGUUGUGGUGUCGAAAGUUUAUUUGCCGGUUUUUACAACGCUAAACGUUGGCUCGUCAUAUGAGUAUUUAGAGCUGCGCUUCAGUUCCAGUGUACGAAGUAUCGCUUCAUUUAUGUUUGUGAUGGAUGAGAUAUUUUUCUUGCCUAUAAUUUUAUAUGUGCCGGCAAUAGCAUUUAAUCAAGUUACUGGCGUAAAUAUCUACGUUAUAAGUGGAGUAAUUUGCGUGGUUUGCGUGAUCUAUACAUUAAUUGGCGGUAUAAAAGCUGUAGUCCAUACCGAUGCCUGGCAGACACUGGUUAUGUUUAUAGCGCUUGUUGUUGUUGUAAUACUGGGCACAAUAGCAGCUGGCGGUCCUGGACCUGUGUUUAAACAUGCUUCCGAAGGUGGACGUAUAAUUUUCUUUAACAUAACACCAUCUCCCUAUGAACGGCAAUCAUUUUGGGCUGUACUAAUUGGUGGCUUCUUCUACUGGACCGCCUUUAAUAGCGUCAAUCAGACAAUGGUUCAACGGUACAUGUCAUUGCCGUCAUUGAAGAAAGGUCAACAAUCGAUUAUCAUCUUUACGCUGGGCGUCGUACUCUUCUUAUCAGUUUGCUGUUUUGCGGGUUUAUUAGUUUUCGAUUUCUAUCGCAAUUGCGAUCCACUCAAUGCUGGACUCAUAUCGAACGACGAUCAGCUACUACCGAUUUAUGUAAUGCAAACUGUUGGCCACCUACAAGGCAUACCGGGUCUCUUUAUCGCCGGAGUAUUUGGCGCUGCACUAAGCUCACUCUCGGUUGUACUAAAUGCCACAGCUUUGGUCUUCUUGCAGGAUAUUGUGCGUGGUAGUUUUAAGGUGAAAUUGAGCGAGAAAGCAACAAAUAUUUUAGUUAAAAGUGUAAUCGUGCUAUUGGGUGCAGUUGCAAUGUCGCUGAUAUUUGUGCUUGAGAAAUUGAGCGGUAUAUUGAGUGUGGCCACAUCGGUGACUGCCAUUGCGGGUGGCACAACUUGUGGCAUUUUUACGCUUGGCAUGUUGGUGCCGUGGAGUAAUACCAAAGGUGCUUUAGCCGGUGCAGCUGCUGGUGCAGUGAUGUCCGGUUGGAUAUCAUUCGGCUCGCAAGCAGCUAUAGGUGCUGGUCAUAUUGGGCCACAUAAGCUGAAUGUUUCCGUGUCGGAAUGUUUGGUCAAUUACACCAUACCAGUGCUGGACUAUAGUGGGGAAUCAGAAGUAUUUCCGUUAUAUCGCUUAUCCUUUCACUGGAUUACCGUAAUUGGUGUUCUUUCGACACUGUUGGUGGGCACUGUCACGUCUUUCCUUACCGGGCCCACUGUGGUGAAGAAAAUGGAUGUGGAGCUAUUAUCACCCGUCAUUCAUCGGUUUUUACCAAAAGAAUGCUUCCAACCACGCAGUGUCAGCCCAGAUUUUUCACGAGAUAGCACGGCGCAGACAUCCAUACAUCUACUGGCUAAUAACAGAGAACAGUCAAAUGAUAGGGAUAGAUAUUAAAUUAAAUUACGGGGUUAAACUCAUACACAACUAGUUACAUGUUCGUAUGUAUGGUGCCAAAAGUUUGAACUUGAUCAAAGACAAUAGAGGCGAAAUAGCAAACAGCUUGGCUGAAAACCAAAUUCAUUUUUAUAGCGAAAAUUUAGUUAUUUAAAAAGUCUUAAACUGUUGCAUUUCGUAGUUACUAUAUAUUUAACAGUUAUUAGGUAUGCAAAUGUAUUGUAUAAGUGUGAAAUAUGUGUUAGUUAGAAAUAAUAUAGGUGAAAUUUUUUAUUUCAGAAUCUUAUUUUUUAUGUUACCUAGUGUGAGUCCACAAAAGUGCGUAUGUACAAUUUAUGCAUAUUGAGAACAAUCCGAAAAAUAGUUUGAAAAUAAACCCUGUAUUAAUUUAUGUAAUUUGUAUAGUAGUAGUAGUUUUAUGUACAAAAUCAUGUUUGUACAUAUUUGUAUUUGUACUUAUCAUUUCCAAUAACCAAAAAUUGUGCACAAAAUAUUAAAAAAUAAAAAUAAAAACAACAAGUAUGUAAUCGGUUUUGUAUGCAAAUAUAAAAAAAAAUUCUAAAUGUAAAAAAUUGUAAUUUUUGACCGUUGCAAAUAGUAAUUAAUAAGCUGAAAUGCAUUUAAAAGUCUUUAGAUAUAAAAAUUUGGCCAAUAAACUUAAAAAGAAUUAGAAAAAUAAAUUUGUCAAUUAAGAAAAAUGUUCAAGCAACGUGUACUACCGAUUACAUACAUAAAAAAAGUUAUCAUUAUUAGGUAAUUCAAUAAUCAUAAUCAGUAACUACAUACAUACAUACAAAUGUAUAUGUGCAAUUACGGGCCAAUUAUGAACGUCUGUGAUAACGCCUGGUAUCUGCUUUACUACAUAGAAAUCAUAACUAAUUAAAAAGCUAAAAAUAAAUUUUAUUUUACAAAUAA